CCAUUUUUGUUUGGGACUUUCUGAAGCGUCAUCUCCAUGAGAUACCCCAAGGCGUUGUAAUGACCUACCCCAUUUCUCAGCCCCCCUUAACUCACUUCAUCAUCUAUUUCAUCGAGUUUCUGAAACGGACGGAGAUUUAUCGAUUGGUCUAUUACACUCAUCCGUACCGGUUUGUGAACAAAGCCUACGAACAUGACACUCGUCGGGACGAAAAAUAUUCGAUCUCGCCGACAUCGAUCUCGGAAACAGAGGUGGAAGAGGAGAUGAGGAAGAUCAGCCCAACCGUGGUAGACUCCUUCUACCCUUCCGAUGUCGAGUCUUCGUUGAUACCGCCUUUUGUCCCAGACCCCCAGCAUAGCGAUAUACCCGCCUUCAAUGCGACACAAGCCCUAAUUGGGCCAAUUGGCCAGUGGACAUGGCACGAUUAUGACAACCUGCCUGCGAAAGAUGUUACCCACCACUUAUUAUAUCCUCGCUCUUUUAGCCAGCCGAGAAUCGUGAAAGGAGAAUACACAGCUACUGAAGAGAUUCAUCAAUACAGAAUCAAAAGGGUACUUGUUGAUGGAAUAUUCCUAUACACGAUGUCGCGACCGAGUCUUACUCCGGCUUUGGUCGCCGCGCUGGAACAACGAUCGAUGAAGCUUCCGUUGCUGCUAACCUUUCAGCGUCCGGCGGCCGAUGCGUCGCGAAGUGAAAUCGUCCAAGCGGUGGCGCUGGCCUGCAAUCCGAAGCCGGCAGCAGCAACUCUCUUUAAGAAUGAUGAGGCUGUCGAGUGUCAUACUGCCAAAACACUGCUGGACUACGCAGUAUCACUUCUUUCUAGCGUUACUCGACUAAAUCAUGCGGUUCUUCUUCUCGCAGGCUAUGUCGUAGACCCUGACAAACUGAGCUCACACCAGAUAGUCCGCAAUGACCACGGUCGAUGGCUUAUGGAUGGGCUCGUGCCUGACAAGACCAGGCCCUUAAACGACAUUGAAGCCGACGAACUCCGUCAAGCAGUAGAAAGCUUGUACGAAAGCACACAAGUACCCAAUGUCCUCGGGGUCACUAUCGGAAGAUGCGUCGCCGGGGUCAUGGACGACGAUGCCGAAAAGCGGCGAUUUACUCUCAAGAUACUCAUGCAACUAUGCUUUCCUAUGACUUCGUACGCUCUGUACGUCAUGUUGUUCUUGCACGUAAUAUACGCAGAGAAUUGCAAGUUGAAGUCGGCAGAUGCUCUCCACUUGUACCGCAACCUACUAUUAUUCCAGGAGAUCAAGAAUGAUUUGGGGACGGACCCGCCGAAGCCAUACUGCCAUGUAGUCUUAGCGACGGCAGUGCAAUACCUACCUGAGACGGCCUCUCGCAUUAAGGGACUGGAGGAAGCAAUGAACAGCAAGAUGGGAACUUAUGUUCAUGAGUCUUUGAAGGACAUCUUCUGGCGAACAUAUGGCUGGAGGUACCAAUGAUGAGAUGAUCCUGGAAGGGGGAUUGAGGAAGGGGGACUGAGGAGGGGGGACUGAGGAGGG
Messenger RNA from Annulohypoxylon truncatum, 1508 nucleotides. RefSeq lists its product as uncharacterized. The record is from RefSeq and is a predicted model, not a curated record. The transcript has a single exon. The coding region runs from base 60 to 1448 and encodes 462 amino acids. NCBI's taxonomy places the organism in Eukaryota, Fungi, Ascomycota, Sordariomycetes, Xylariales, Hypoxylaceae.